CCAGGGCGACUCCAAAUUUCUCUUGGCUUUUGCUUGUUCUCUCUUGGCUUUGCCUUAUUCCCUUUGAGCCAAGGAAAAUCAUUAAACGCCAUCAACCACCCUCAGACCUCCCCUUCCAAACUCAGCUCAAGAUGUCGACAGGUCUCGCCCACGACAGGCAUGACGCCUCCAGCAGAGACGAGCACGUCUUUGCAGACGAAAAGGUCGGCGAUGCCACCCAUAUUGAUGCCGCAGGCAACAAGGUGCUGGCCGAUUCGGACCUCAUGAAUGAUGCCUUUGACGGCGAGAACGAAGAACACAACCAGGGUCUGUGGCAGGCUGUCAAGACGCACCCCAAGGCUUGCUUCUGGGCUUUCAUCAUGUGCUUCACCAUUGUUAUGGAAUCUUUCGACAUGUUCUUGAACGGCAACUUUGUUGCUCAAGCAGCCUUCCAGGAUAGAUACGGUGUUGAGGUUGCUGGUGGCGGCAAGGCCAUUGAGACAAAGUGGCAGUCUGCUCUUUUCCAGGCCGGCCAGUGCGGUGCCUUUGUUGGUGUCUUCCUCGCCGGCCCGGUCGUCAACAAGCUUGGAUAUCGCCUGGCCACCAUGGUUGCCUUGGUCAUGAUGAACGCCACUAUCUUCAUCUCAUUCUUUGCCAACUCUCUUGAAGUCCUCACCAUCGGACAGGCGUUCGAGGGUAUCCCCUGGGGUUUCUUCAUCGCCAUCGGCCCUGCUUACGCCUCUGAGAUCGUUCCCCUCGCCCUCCGUGGUGCCUGCACGGCCACUCUGCAGAUGUCUUGGUCCAUCGGUUCCAUCAUCGUCGCCGGCGCAACUCUGGGCUUCAACAGCCGUACCGAUGAGUGGGCGUGGCGUGCGCCCCUUGCUCUGCAGUGGAUCUUCCCCCUCCCUCUCAUGGUCAUCCUCUGGUUCGCCCCCGAGUCCCCCUGGUGGCUCAUCCGCCGCGGCCGCAAGGAGGAAGCCCUCCGCUCCAUCCAGCGUCUCGGCCCCUCCAACGGCACCGCCGGGCAGUCCCAGCGCAAGCUCGCCAUGAUCGAGCGUACUGUCCAGAUCGAGGCCAACAUCGGCGGCACCCCCACCCUCCUCGACCUCUUUAAGGGCGUCGAUCUCCGCCGUACCACCAUCACCUGCCUGAUUUACGCCUCGCAGAACUUCGCCGGUAACCUGAUCGCCAACCAGGCCACCUUCUUCUUCGAGCAGGCCGGCAUGAAACACGACAUGGCCUUCAACCUCAACCUCAUCAACUCAUGCCUCCAGUUCGUCGCCAACGCCCUCUCCUGGCCCCUGACCGCCUGGUUCGGCCGCCGCACGAUCUACCUUUGGGGCACGGCCGUCAACAUCACCUUCCUCAUGCUCCUGGGCGUCUGCGCCUCGAUCCCCCAGAACAACUCCACCAACUACGCCCAAGCCGUCCUCGGAAUAUUGAUCUCCUUCGUCUUCGCCGGUACUCUCGGCCCCAUCUCCUACACCAUCAUCGCCGAGACCUCUGCCGUCCGCCUCCGCGCCCUCAGCACCGCCGUCGGUCGCGCCGCCUACUACGUCGCCGAGAUCCCGAUGAUCUACCUCGCCUCGCAGCUUCUCAACCCCACGGGCUGGAACGUUGCUGGAAAGUGCGGUUUCGUUUGGGGCGGUACCGCUUGUGUCUGCUGGGUUAUGGCCUUCUUCUUCCUGCCUGAGCUCAAGCACCGCUCGUACCGUGAGGCUGAUAUCCUCUUCAAUCGCAAGGUCCCUGCACGCCAGUUCAAGUAUACUGUCAUCAAGGUUACGGAUAACGAGUAAGGAGUGCUGUUGGGUUAGAUGAAAGAUGUAGACUCUACACUCAAGCCCUCUGGAUCAUGAUGAGAUAAAGUUCACGGACUUGCUCACAGAAGGCACCCGGCCUUUGGAAGUUCCUAGCCCGCCUUUAAUCCAAGCUUUGACAGUACGAUAGCAUGAUAGAAUCACUUUUCACAUAGAUGGCGUUUAAUGAUACGCA
Colletotrichum phormii is the source of this 1971-nucleotide messenger RNA. Its product is annotated as alpha glucoside transporter. The coding region runs from base 132 to 1775 and encodes 547 amino acids. Gene Ontology annotation, biological process: carbohydrate transport; transmembrane transport. The transcript has 4 exons. NCBI's taxonomy places the organism in Eukaryota, Fungi, Ascomycota, Sordariomycetes, Glomerellales, Glomerellaceae. The record is from RefSeq and is a predicted model, not a curated record. Gene Ontology annotation, molecular function: carbohydrate:proton symporter activity. Gene Ontology annotation, cellular component: membrane.